AUGGAUGAUACAGUGAUUUCACCAGGUAAUAAGAUGGGAGAUUCGGCGUCUGAAAGCGACUCCAGCUCGCUGGAUGGCGGAGCUAUGUUGCCUCCUAGCACAGUUUCUCGUGAUCAGUUACAGAAAAGGAUAGAAUCUCUGCAACAACAAAAUAGGGUUCUAAAAGUGGAGCUGGACACCUAUAAGCUCCGUGUGAAAGCCCUGCAAGAAGAGAAUCGUGCCUUGAGACAAGCUUCAGUUUCUAUUCAAGCUAAGGCUGAGCAGGAAGAGGAAUAUAUUUCGAAUACAUUAUUGAAAAAGAUUCAAGCACUCAAGAAAGAAAAAGAGACUCUUGCACACCAUUAUGAACGUGAAGAAGAAUGUCUUACUAAUGAUCUCUCCAGGAAACUAAAUCAGUUGCGUCAAGAGAAAUGUCGGCUGGAGCAAACUCUAGAGCAGGAACAGGAAUGUUUGGUAAACAAACUGAUGAGGAAAAUAGAAAAACUCGAAGCUGAGACACUUGCCAAGCAAAUGAACUUAGAGAGACUUCGUAGGGAAAAGGUGGAACUGGAGAACACAUUGGAACAGGAGCAGGAGGCACUUGUGAACAGGCUGUGGAAGCGAAUGGAUAAAUUGGAGGCAGAAAAGAGGUCACUGCAAAUCAGGCUCGACCAACCAGUCUCCGAUCCAGCUAGUCCUAGGGACAUUAGUAAUGGUGAUACAGCAUCCAAUUUAAGCAAUCACAUUCAGACCCUGCGUUCUGAGGUGGUUAAAUUAAGAAAUCAGCUGGCCGUCUCUCAGAACGAGAAUAAGGAGAAGAUGCAUCGCUUUGCGCUUGAAGAGAAGCACAUUAGGGAGGAGAAUGUUCGCUUACAGCGGAAACUGCAGCAAGAGGUGGAACGUCGCGAGGCUCUGUGUCGGCAUCUGUCUGAAAGCGAGUCCUCACUCGAAAUGGAGGAGGAGAGGCAGUUUAACGAAGCUCUCAGUGCACGAUCGCGGAGCGUGUCGUCGCCGGGCGGGUCACGGCCCCUGUCACCAUACGCGUCACCAUUGUUGCCUAACGCCGCCGGACUACCACUGUCGCGACCUUCUCUGCAUCUCAACUCUCAGACUCGCCGCACAAGUGACAGGUUCGUGAAACCUGCAAUUCCAGGCGCCGCGGGCUUAAUACCUCGCGUGGCGCCGUUGGAGCCUCCAAUAGCGCCCCUGGCGCCCCCGGCGGCCCCGCUGGCGCCUCUGUCCGCCUCGCCUAUGCCCAACCCUGCCAUCAUGCAGCCCGCUAGCCCCAUGGACACCUCCUCUAAGGACUAA
Molecule: messenger RNA, 1290 nt
Organism: Spodoptera littoralis (African cotton leafworm)
Lineage: Eukaryota; Metazoa; Arthropoda; Insecta; Lepidoptera; Noctuidae
Source: the annotation of a GenBank genome assembly